This is a messenger RNA of Penicillium soppii, 585 nucleotides long. Its product is annotated as rRNA-processing FCF1 family protein. The transcript has 4 exons. NCBI's taxonomy places the organism in Eukaryota, Fungi, Ascomycota, Eurotiomycetes, Eurotiales, Aspergillaceae. Bases 1 to 585 code for a protein of 194 amino acids. The record is from RefSeq and is a predicted model, not a curated record. Gene Ontology annotation, cellular component: small-subunit processome; nucleolus.
AUGGGUGUUCAGAAAAAGACACGCAAGUUUGCGCUGGCUAAGAGAGCCAUUUCUAUGCGUGAUAAUCGCCUGAAGCAAAACCAAGACAAGGCAGAGGCGCAGAAAGCCAAAACCACAAAAGAUGACCUUGUCAGAGAGGCUCCACAGGCUCCUUCGUCUAUGUUCUUUCAAUACAAUACUGCCCUUGCGCCACCCUACUCAGUAUUGGUGGACACCAAUUUUAUUUCCCACACGAUUCAGCACAAAUUGGAGGUGAUUCCCACAAUGAUGGAUUGUCUCUAUGCGAAAUGCAUACCUAUCGUGACCGAUUGCGUACUGGCAGAACUCGAGAAGCUUGGGCCAAAAUACCGGCUUGCUCUGCGUGUAGCCAAGGACCCCCGGUUUGAGAGAGUCAAAUGUGACCACAAGGGAACAUAUGCCGAUGAUUGUCUGGUGGAUCGUCUCAUCAAACAUCGUGUCUACAUUGUGGCUACAAACGAUCGUGAUCUCAAAAGACGAAUUCGUAAGAUUCCAGGUGCACCAAUAAUGAGUGUUGCUCGUGGAAAAUACGUCAUUGAGCGACUUCCCGAUGCCCCAGAGAAAUGA